UGUUCUCUCAUUCCCAUCCAGAGAGAGCAGCUGAACACACCGAGAGGACCAGCCGGUGCGGGGAACAGACAGAGAGUACCGGACCCUCCGUCGCAGAAACUCCCGGGAGCCACAUGCAAAGCUCGGUCUGCACACAGGAUAAGCGGCACUCCGUAGUUACAUAACUGGACUACUUUUUUUUCUAUAAUUGUUGUGGGUUUUUCACGCUUUUUGUGUUGCACCAUCCCCAGCUAAAAUGGAGAACGACGAGAAAUAUCUCCCCGAGCUGCUGGCGGAGAAGGACAGCCUGGACUCGUCUUUUACGCACGCUAUGAAACUUUUAAACGCAGAAAUUGAUAGACUCCAGAAAGACGAGACUAAAAAGGAGGCGGACGACUACAUGGACCUUUUCACAACAAAGAACAUCAAACUUAAGGAACGAGUGCUCAUACCUGUCAAACAGUACCCGAAGUUCAAUUUCGUGGGGAAGAUUCUGGGACCUCAGGGCAACACGAUCAAACGUCUGCAGGAAGAGACCGGGGCCAAGAUCUCGGUGCUGGGCAAAGGAUCCAUGAGAGACAAAUCCAAGGAGGAGGGGCUGAGGAAAGCCGGCGAGCCCAAAUACUCCCACCUGUCCUUGGAGCUGCACGUGUUCGUCGAGGUGUUCGCCCCCGUGCCCGAGGCCUACCUGCGCAUGGCCCACGCCAUGGAGGAGGUCAAGAAGUUCCUGUUUCCUGAUAUGAUGGAUGAUAUCUGCCAAGAGCAGUUCCUGGAGAUGGGCUACCUGAACGGAGGCCAGGAACAUGGGGCCAGAGGCAGAGGGGGCCCUCCGGUCAGGGGCCGCGGACUCCCCCCUGGUGGAGCACACAGGGGUCGGGGGAUGCCCCCUCGUGGAGCUCCUGCCAGAGGAGGAGUACCUCGAGGCGGCCCACCCAGAGGUGGAGCAGUGAGGGGGGUCCCAUCGGGGCGAGGAGGACCCCCAGCAGCACCCUCCAGAGGAGCACCAGCACCCCGAGCCAGACCCCCAGCUGCAGGACCCCCCCACAGGAUGGCACACCCACCCCCCCACCAGCACACCCCCACUGCAGCCUCUGAGGGCUACGAGGAAUAUGGCUACGAUGAGAGCUACACAGACACGGCCUACGAGUCAUACGACAGCUACUACAGUCAGCCGCAGGCAGAGCCAGAGUACUAUGACUACGGACACGGAGAGACCACAGAGUCGUACGAGUCGUAUGGCCAGGAUGACUGGAACGGGACCCAGCGAGCACCCACAGGGAAGGCCCCCCCCCCCUCCAGAGGUGCCAAGACGCCUUACCGGGAGCACCCGUACCGACAGUACUGAAGCGGACGCGCCGACCUUAACGCGUCGCCAUGACUACCGCCUGUCUCCCACGGCAGCUCUCGCUUUAAGCAGCCCGACAAAAGUAAUUGUUCGUUUUGUCUUUGGUUUGGUCUUUCUCCCCGCACUGGACUUUAUACGAGAGCGCAAAUUUGGGAACUGAAAAUCGGAACUGGUUUUUUGAGAUUUGACCUUCCUCCCCCCUCCCUAUUUCGUCGCACAAACCCAACACUUAACCCCCAACCCACCCCCACCCUACCUUUCGCCACCGAUCCCUCCAACAAACCAAUCUUGCAGACGGUCAGAGGGGAGAAGUUGGCGUCCUCUUUUUUAUUUACUUUUUUUUUAUUUUGCUGUGUUUUUUUUUCUUCCUCUGACCCUUUUUAACCCCCCCCCCCCUUCUGGCUUUGUUUGCACUGUUGAUAUUUAAUUUUUCUUAACUGUUUGGGAGUAAGUAGUAAUUUCUAGUGGAAUAAAUGGCUCAUUAUCAACUUGUAAAAGAAAUACAUUUUAAUUGUUUUAAAUACAAAUAAUCUGUUGAGGGUCAGUUGCAGAUUCCCAUUUAGGCUACAUUUCAAAAUUCUGUUAAUAUAGCCGAAUAAAAGACCUUUUAAACUCUGAAUGAUGUAAUAUAGACGCAAAAAAUAAAUCCUAAAUUAAGUGAAGGUUAAAGAAUCGAUGUUAAUGGAAUUCAUUCUUGAUGAUGGUUUGUUUUUAAAUAGUCCUAAAACGUUGUCCAUUUAGACUUUAGGCAGCAAUAGUUGUCAUUGUACGUAGAGUUUUGAAAUAUAGCCCUAAUAGACACUGUUGAGAUGGACUGUCCUCAUAUCCUCAAUUUGUUAAUACAUGUUACAAAUUAAUUUUAAGACUCUGAAGACAAAAUGUGUUAAAUAAAAAACGGUUCAGGUCUUCAUUUUGUGAUCGGGUCCUCUAUAAACUGCAUGCACAAAGUAAACAAAGAAGGAUUGGGACACAAAUCUCCACAUGGGUCUUCUCUUUCUAAAGAGAAGGGAUCCUGCAGCUCAAUCCGAACUCUUGUACAUAUUUUAAAACAUCCUAACUGUACUUAUUCUGCCACUAGUAUCUGUACCCUCUCCAUAAAAUGCAUUAUGCUACAUGUGUAAGCUUGCCUAAAUAGGUUACUAAAUCUGUCCAAAAGAUGUUUUGCAGCAGUUUGUCAAUAAAGCUUAGUUUGUUUUUUAUGAAACUUAACUUGCCUUAUUUGUUUCCUGUCCUAGUCAAAUUCUGAAAUGGCCUUUUUUAAACAACCUUCAGCCGACAGAUGUAGGUGUUUUCAUUUGUUUCUCCUUCAAAAGCGCAUUUUAAAUCUAAAUGAAUGUAUUGACGUCUGAAGACUUUAACCCUACUAAAUGAUGUCUUGAUUGAUUAUCAAAAGAGCACAACUUAUUCUUUCUCUCUCUUUCUAUACUUUUUAAAAAGGACCCAGAGGUAAGACCUCUAAAAUAACCUGGAUAGCUUCCUAAUGUGUAUAGAGUUCUAAAGCAUUGAAUGCCUGGGUAUGUAUAAGACUUUUUCAAUCCUCUUACCUGUGGUCGUAACCGUUAAUGAGAAUUGCUUUUAUAGCAUCUGAAAAUUAACUGAAUUCAAACCACCAUUCAGGUCUAGGCUUCAUGUCAUGAAAGACGCUGGCGCGAUGGCUACUUUAGUACAGAGUAAUGGCAGUGCAAUGGAGAGGAUGGUUAUAACCUAGAGAACUCCACUGUAAAGGUAACCUAACCCUAAAUGUUUAAUUUCGUAGUGUGUUUAUCCAUUGACAUAAACUUGCUGGUAAAUGCGUAGUUUCUUAAAAUAUCAUUUCAGUCAUGGCAACAAAAAAGACUCGCCUCACAAAAAGUAAGAAAACCGUAAAUUCCAAUAUCAUUACAGUAGUGGAUUUUAUGUACCAAAAUAACUAUUCUGUGUACUAACAAAAUACAUUAGGAUAGUGUAAAUGCAACUCUUGCUAAAAUGAACAAAGCCAAAUCUAUGUCAAUCUCUUCUGUACAGUUGAGCUGCUGUUACUUAUUUAAUUUGCUGUGUAAAAGUUGCUUACUGUAAUAUUUAAAAGGUUUCUGCCUGUAUCUAAAAGAGAAAAAGCUUGAGUUGCAUGAGCAUAUCUUCUCCUGUAGACAUUGCAUGAUCUGUCUCUAGUUUCUCCCACUGUUUUUAGACGGGGUAUUGAUUUUGGGUUUGUCCUUCCUUCAGGCACAGCUAUCGGUCACUGAGCGCCCGGAGACUGACAGUCUGCUGAAGUGAGAACCAAAAGAGCCUCAGGGAAGAAGUACGGAGCAGCUCAGCAUUAAGGAGGUGGUCGGACGAGAGGAGUGGGGGGGGGGGUUCUGGUGCCAAAUAAUCCACAGGAUGAAGCUGAUAAAGAAGUGUCCGAGGAGACUCAGCUGGGAACCCAGAAUACCCAGAGACAUUUCAAGUGGACUAUUUUCUACAUUUUCUCUAUGCUGAAUUAUGUUAUAUUCUGACAGUGAAGACACACACUGACGCCAAGCUGCUUCUACAGACCACCCUCUCUUCCAACAGAUGUAAUUGUUCCAGUCUAAUUCACCAUAAAAUGAGCUCUGCUGUUAUAGUACGCUGUGAAAUUGUCUUUAAUUUCUAUUAACUCUUGGAUUAGACGUGAUGAUAUUUUCUGCAAGGCAAGCAAAAUCCACGCAGAAUCGUGUACAUUUAAUCUAUUUUAGAAUUGUUUUACAUUCUUGUUGCGUGUUAUUUGGUACCCAUGCCUUAUUGCCGAGUGCAAUUACACUCUGUGCAAAGAUGCCUGGAGAGAGUGGAUCACUAUCUCGCACACACACUCUCAUUCUCACACACACCACCACAUCUAGCACGGCCUGUCCAAGCCCUGAGGAUAUCAAAUGCUAAUGCAGCGGGCCAUUUGCAUGUACUCACAUGUAGCCUCUCCGCAAAUGUGCAACACUUUCAAAACCAACGCUGGCCUGCUCUCAGCGUCAGCAUCUAUUUAUGAUAAUAGAGCGAGAUUCGGAGAGCUGCAUGUGAGAAAGGACGGAGGGUGAACACAGACAUUACUAACCACCCUCCAUCCAUCCAUCAUUUUCUGUUGAUUUGAUUCCCUCUAUGCCAUUUUCUGCCAUUAUCACUGAUGAUAUUAUGGCUGCCUGCGGUGCAGAGCUACAUUUAGAGGUCAAAACUAUACUUUCCUGUAUUAAAAACCAAUGUAUCCGCCCCGAUUCGCCGGUCAGAGGCUCCAUUUAGCUUAUUGAAAAAGCUAGCCGCUCAGAGGAUGCAACAUUGGAUAUUAGAAUAGAAACCAUCAUCUGGAAUGAAACGUCAACAGGCCAUAUCCAAAACAGAUCAUUUUUCAGUCUUUAUGUGCUAUUAUGUCUAAAAUAAUGAUUUCAGUGUCUCCUAUAAUCUAAUGAAAGAUAAGUGAUGGUGGUGGGAGCCAUCUGCUUUGUUGGAAUCGAUGAACUGUCAAGAGCGGGAGGGUGGAAGAGAAAGUAAAUGUUGCUGUGCCGUGAUCAAUAAAAGUAGAGUUGAAAAUGA
This is a messenger RNA of Gymnodraco acuticeps, 4840 nucleotides long. RefSeq names its product KH domain-containing, RNA-binding, signal transduction-associated protein 1-like. Gene Ontology annotation, biological process: regulation of alternative mRNA splicing, via spliceosome. Gene Ontology annotation, cellular component: nucleus. Gene Ontology annotation, molecular function: poly(A) binding; mRNA binding. Lineage: Eukaryota; Metazoa; Chordata; Actinopteri; Perciformes; Bathydraconidae. The record is from RefSeq and is a predicted model, not a curated record.